ACAUGCAGCGUCAGACUUUCUUUGGCUAAAUCUAAACGGGUUCUUUUAAACUGCUUAAAAGCUGUUUGUAUUUAUAAUUUUAUUUAUAAUUUUAUGUAGUUUUACAAGAACCGGAAACUGUUUUUUUUGGCGAGGAGUCGUCAUGUCUGUUCUGAGACUUGGAAGCUUCCUGCUGCUGCUCAAUGGACUCUCAAUCUCCGCCUCCCGUUCCUUCAGCGUGGACUACGAGAACGACUGUUUUCGCAAAGAUGGGGAACCGUUUCGCUACAUCUCGGGCAGUAUCCAUUACAGCAGGAUCCCCAGGGCCUACUGGAAGGACAGGCUACUCAAAAUGUACAUGGCGGGCCUGAACGCCAUUCAGACGUACAUUCCCUGGAACUUCCACGAGGAGUCUCCGGGUCAAUACAAUUUCAGCGGGGACAGAGAUUUGGAACAUUUCCUUCAGCUGGCUCAGGAUAUCGGACUACUCGUUAUCCUACGACCAGGCCCGUACAUUUGUGCUGAGUGGGACAUGGGUGGGCUGCCUGCCUGGCUUCUCCAGAAGAAAGACAUUGUUCUGCGGUCUUCAGAUCCAGACUACGUAGCAGCGGUGGAUAGCUGGAUGGGGAAGCUCCUGCCAACAGUGAAGCCUUACCUCUAUCAGAACGGCGGCCCCAUCAUCAGCGUGCAGGUGGAGAACGAGUACGGCAGCUACUUUGCCUGCGAUUACAACUACAUGCGCCACCUCGCCAAGCUCAUGCGCUCCGUCCUCGGCGAGGAGACGGUGCUCUUCACCACCGACGGCGGCGCGCUCGGCUUCCUCAAGUGUGGCCCUAUUCAAGGCGUCUACGCCACCGUCGAUUUUGGCCCGGGUGCUAAUGUGUCCGCAGCAUUUAACGCGCAACGAUACGCUGAACCUCGCGGACCUUUGGUGAACUCUGAAUACUACACUGGAUGGUUGGACGUGUGGGGCUCGCCUCACUCCGUUGUGUCGACCACUAAAGUAGUCAAGACCCUCAAUGAGAUGCUGGCCAUGGGGGCAAACGUCAACCUGUACAUGUUUACAGGAGGGACCAGCUUUGGAUACUGGAAUGGUGCCCUUGCGCCGUACAGUUCACAGCCUACCAGCUACGACUAUGACGCUCCGCUCACUGAGGCAGGAGACCUCACGGAGAAGUACUUUUCAAUCCGAGAGGUGAUCAAAAUGUACCGCAAGCUACCGGACGGGAUAAUACCACCAUCAUCUCCAAAGUUUGCAUAUGGUGCUGUUCAAAUGAAGCCGCUACAAACCGUGUCAGAAGCUUUAGAGUCUCUCUCCUUCUCUGGCCCAGUGGUGAGCACCUACCCCCAGACGUUCACUGACCUCAACCAGGCAUUUGGCUACAUGCUGUACAGGACUGAGCUACCGGUAGACUGCAGCACGCCCAUGCCGCUGUCCUCGCCGCUGAACGGGGUCCAUGAUCGAGCGUAUGUGUCGGUUAAUGGGAUGGCCGCCGGGAUCCUCGAAAGAAACAAAGUCCUGUCCAUUAAUGUGACAGGACAAGCCGGGAGUCGGGUGGACGUGCUGGUGGAGAACAUGGGCCGCAUCAACUAUGGCAAAAACAUCAACGAUUUCAAGGGCCUUGUAUCCAACCUGACUUUGGCCAAUGUUGUUCUAAAAAGAUGGACCAUGUACAGCCUCAGUAUCGACCAAGCCAUCAACCAGGGCGUCUUCUGGGAAACAAACACCAAAUCGGCCGACCCGCUUCCGCCCGCUUCACUGUCACUUCCUGCUUUCUACGGAGGAAGUUUCAUCAUUCCGAGCGGCAUUCCGGACCUGCCUCAGGAUACCUACAUCCACCUGCCCGGGUGGCGAAAGGGGCAGGUUUGGAUCAACGGCUUUAACCUGGGGCGCUACUGGCCUUCAAGGGGCCCUCAGGUGACUCUUUUUGUGCCCGCUACUAUCCUCAGCACCGUCGCUUCCAACAACGUGACGGUCCUGGAGCUGGAAGCCGCUCCCUGCCUCUCGACCUCGUGCGUGGUGGAGUUUACCGCCACGCCUAUUCUGAACGGAACUGUGAAGCAUCAGCCCAGGCAGCGCUGGCCGAUGUUUACACGGGAUUUGUUCAGACUUUAAGGGAAGUAAACGCCUCACAAUUUGCACUAUAACACAAACCUCAAAAUCACUCUCUUGUCGGAUUGAUGGUAAAAAAAAAAAAAUAUGCAGAAAUACUUGAUCACUUCAUGACACUUUCACUUGAGUUUGAGUUUAUUUGGAACAUGCAAGCAUACAACAUGAUACAUCACAAUUUCCAGUUUGUCUUUUCAACAUGUUCGAAAAGGAGUAGGAAGAAGCAGAGCUUAUUUAAUCCUACCCCUUUUCUUUACAUAACAGUUGCUAAAACUUUUUGUUCACUUCCUGUUCACAAUUUAUUCACAAUAUACUUCAUAAGUAAUCACAAUAAAAAAUAAAUAAAUAAAUAAUAGUAAUAAUUUAAUAAUAAUAAUUGCUGAAGUAAGUCAUAUUUCAUAUAAUGAGAUAAGUAAGACUACUUUGACAUGUUUUCAUGAAAUUAUUUUGCCAAAUGGUUCUGGUUUUUUUUGUUUUUUUAAUUGUGUUGAUAAUGCAAAUACAUAUCAGGGAAGCAAAUGCAUUUACAAAAAAAUUUUGUAAGCUCAUUUGUGAAGCGUAUGAUUUUUAAUAAAAAUUUGAUUUUACACCAUCUUUAUAUGAGAUUGACCCAAAUGUGUCCAAACAUUUUCUUCUGUGGGCCAGACACUGAAAAAUCAAAGGAUUUUGAUAUGUUUCACUUUCAAAACCAGUACUAUGUAUAGAUUUUAUCAACAAAAAAACAGCCUGCAUGUAAGCUUUCUGUUAUUAGUGUCAACAUUUCAAUUACUCCUGUUUGCCCUUUUAUUCCAAUUGUUUUAUUUUUUUAAGAGUAGUUUCAGAAUAUGCGGAGGGCCGUUAAAGAAUUAGCUGCAGGCCGCAAAUUGUCCCGCAUGCUGUAUUUUGGACAUACAAGAUAAAAUUUGGUUGUGGACUACAGUAUUUUUACACCCUUUAAUGUGAAAAUUUAACUUCUUAACCAUUGUGGGGCCGCGAGCGCCCCCUAGAGGGCCGCCAGAAAGUAUGUGAUUUCUCAGCUGUACUCGUAAUACACUUUCCCACCAAUUGUGGUGUUAAUGAUAAUCAAAACCAGAGUCUGUCUCAAACAAACAGAAGACGUCUGGAGCUAAAGUCAUAUAGAGAAGUUUCUCAAGUGCAAAAAUUAUGACUUAAGUGGCGAAUUUUUUUUUUUAUUUGCACUUAAAUUUAUUGACAGUUUGUGGAGGUCUUGCUCCUCCGGGGUUCUUCAGACCACCAAGUAUGGACAUGACAGCCUCGUUCAUCGUUGUGAACAAUAAUUUAUUUUUCAAUAAACAGUUCUUUUUAGCCAUCAGUUUGUCGCAGUUGUUGCUCUCCCUCUCGCACGUGCUCCACCUUCCUUCUCCUUCCCGGCUGCUGCCUUUAACACAGCGACAGGUGAUUAGAUAAACGCGCCCAGCUGGGCCAUCUACGCACCUGUCGCUGAUCUCGAAGCCGGUCCUGGCACACCCCGCUUCACUGCAGGUCCGCAGGCCACGAUCCCCCCACCAAUGACUUCCGCAGUUAAGUUCCCGGCUAGUGGAGAGCAAGGCAGUCGGCAGUUUGCAAUGAACAAUUUCUCUUUUACAUCUACUGUAGGUGUCAAGAAACCUGAUCCACUUUCUGUCCAAUUACAAUAAAUGGAAAAUGGAUCAUCAAAAUAUCGUAAUUUUACAGAUUUUUACUAAAUUAUUAAGAUCAACGACCUUUAAUAAAGUGACGAUGCAAACAGUUCUGCAGAAAAAUACCUUUAUUCUACAGAGUUUUUCCAAAUGAUUACGAUCAAACACCUUUAAUGAAGUGACAAUGCUGGCAGUUCCACAGAAAAAUACCAUUAUUUUACAGAUUUUUUCUGAAUUGUUAAGAUCAACCACCUUUAAUAAAGUGACGAUGCAAACAGUUCUGCAGAAAAAUACUUUUUAUUCUAACAUGGCAAAAAUCUUUAUGCUCUUUUGAGGUUGAACAUUUCAAGCAUGUUGCUGUCCUAAAGGGCUUACAGCUUAUUGUUUUUACUUCAACUAAUUCCUGCCUGGAGUAUUGCAAUGCACGUUUCCUGACUUGAGGGACCUGCUUUUACUCAUUUUAGUUUUGUCGGAUUCAUUGGAAUGUACAGUAUGUACUAUGACAUCACCAUGUGGCUUGGUACACACUAUAUAAGUACCAGUAAACUAACAAGAUUUACCUUUACACUACAGAGAAAAAUGUUAGAUUGUAAGUAUGGGCAUAAACCUCUACAUAACAAGCUACAUAUUUAAUUACAGAUAAAUACACAAACUAAAAAAAACCUCAGAUUUACCCUAAAAUUACAUAUAAAACUGUUAGGAUUGUUAGUAUGGAUGUACACUUUAAUAUAACAAGCUACAUAUUUAAUUGAAGAUAAUUACCAUCAUAUUACAGAGAAAAAUGUUAAAUUGUUAGUAUGAGCAUAAACCUUUAUAUAACAGGCUACAUAUAUUUUUCAACUUGAAUGUAAAAAUACACAUAAAUAUUAAAAAAAUAAUAUUUACCUUAAAAUUACAUAUAAAACUGUUAGAUUAUUUGUAUGGACAUAGACUUUUAUAUAACAUUUAAUGAAAGAUAAUUACUGUAAUUUUACAUGAAUUUGAAAGUAAUUUAAGGAAACAGAAAAUGCUAUGUAUAAUUAAUUUGGUAUUUUUCUGUAAAAAAAAAAUAGAAAUAUACAUAGUUUGUCAUUACUGGCAUAUUACUUCAAAUAACAGGCGGAUUGUUUAUUUACAGAUAAUGUCUUCAAUUCUACAGUUUUAUAAACUAUUUUUAAAAAAAUAGAAAAAUUACAGUAGAAAUUUAGAGUAAAUUAACCAUAAAAAUAGUAUUUAGUUUUUUACAGUGUAUCAAUGGCAUUAAAGUCAUUGGUAAGGCUAUCGAUAGAGUCCACAUCAUUUUGGAACGCUGCCAUUAACGCAGGGGUAUCCAAACUUUUUCCACUGAGGGCCACACACUGAAAAAUCAAAGCAAGCGGGGGCCAUUUUGAUAUUUUUUAUUUUAAAAACCAAUAAAAUAUAUGUUUAAAAAAAUAUACAUUGAUGCCUCCACUUAGGCAAAGGGUUUUGGUCAAAAAAAUAUAAAAAAUGUGUCAUUAUUCAUUAUUAUUAUUUAUAUUAUUAUUCAAGGUUUAAAUCUCUAGAUCAACAUUAGGUCUAUCUGUCAAUAUAAAGUUGUUAAAGAUUUAAGUUAUAUGCCCUUUUUGUCAAAGAAAAUCCUGUUUUCUUAUGGAAAAAAACACAAAAUAUGCAAUAUUUUCACCCAAUAAAAAAUUGAAGUGGAAUAUUUUGGAUUAUAUAAUAAUUGGAGCUUUAAAAAGGUCAAUAACUCAUAACAACAUUGAUUUUAAUUAAUUAUUAUUUUUUGAGCAAUCACACUCAAAAAAAAAAGUCCCACUAAAAUGAUUGGGAAUCCAAAAAGGUCCUGCUCAGUAAAGUUUAAAAAAAAUAAAUCAUCCAUUUUUUUAAACUUUUAACACAAUUGUCUCAAGAUCAAGUUCAGAUCUAUCCGUCAAUUAUAAUUUUUAUUGUUGUUUAUGUUUUUUGUUUGUUUGUUUUAGGCCCCUCAAAAAAAUGUUUUUUAAAAAUAACUAACUGUUUUUUAAUUGGCAAACACAAAAUAUGCAACAUUUUCCCAAAAAACUAUCUCAAAGUGGAAUAUUAAAUGUGAUGUAUAUGGAGCCUUGAAUAAGUCAAUAAUACAUAAUAACAUUGAUUUUGAUUCUUUUUUUUUUUUUUAAAGAAAGAUAAGCCUGCAUGGCAGCUUUGUGUUAUUACAGUAAACAUUGCAACAUUUUCUUGUUACAUUUCACCUGUUUGCUCUUUUAUACCACUUUUUAUGUUUUGAUUUUUUUUAAUCGUAUUUUUAGAAUGUGCCGUGGGGCCAUUAAAAAAUGACCUGCAGGCCGCAAAUGGCCCCCGGGCCGCACUUUGGACACCCCUGCAUCAACGAGUGCCAGAGUGAGUCCUGGUUUUAGCAACAUUAAUGCUACGACUGCUAAAGCAUUGGUUAUUAUCAGAAUAUUGACAAUGGGUCAGAACUUCAAAUUUUAUGAGGUAGGGAUCGGGCAUGACUUUGGUGCACAGGAGUACGACAACUUUAAAAGUGGCAACACCCCGGACUAGAACCAGAUCAAUCGAAUUACCGUUGCAAUGUGUGGGUUCAUCUAUUUGUGUAAAACCACAACUGUCAAUUAUAUUAUCAAUUAUAACGCCACGCUCAGAGGGUCGGGGGGUUAUCCUCUGUUCCUUUGUCCGUGCAUAAGUAAAGUAUUUUUAUUCUUUUCUCUCUGUGUUAGACAUUCCAGGAAGUGAAAAUAUGAAUAUUUUAAAACAACUUUGUUGUUCAUGGUCAAGAUGGCCGUCACAGCGUGUCUUCUGCAUUAAUGUUCUCAUAGUCGCCAUGGUCCAGCUGCUGACAAGAGGACACAUGAUGACAGUGAGACUAGAUUCAUGACACCAGAACCAACAAGAUGUCACCUCUGCAGGCUGGACGAGCUCAUUUGGAUCUGCGGUGGACGAGGGAGACGUUGUCGUGCUACGUUUGGACAAUAAAUAGGACCUGCUGAGCUUGUCCAGUAAUGUAAACCACAUUUAGCAUCAUGUUCUUCUUAACAAAAACAUGAUCCGUUUUUACAAAAUAACAUUUCUGCUUGUGGGUUAAUUGUGUUACAAUGUUUAAUCAGAUUGAUGAUGGAUUAAUCUGCAUUA
This is a messenger RNA of Entelurus aequoreus (snake pipefish), 6798 nucleotides long. RefSeq names its product galactosidase, beta 1 (gene glb1). The transcript is spliced from 16 exons. Gene Ontology annotation, molecular function: beta-galactosidase activity. Lineage: Eukaryota; Metazoa; Chordata; Actinopteri; Syngnathiformes; Syngnathidae. The coding region runs from base 143 to 2095 and encodes 650 amino acids. Gene Ontology annotation, cellular component: vacuole. The record is from RefSeq and is a predicted model, not a curated record. Gene Ontology annotation, biological process: carbohydrate metabolic process.